This is a messenger RNA of Salvia miltiorrhiza (redroot sage), 3784 nucleotides long. RefSeq names its product cellulose synthase A catalytic subunit 1 [UDP-forming]. The coding region runs from base 211 to 3462 and encodes 1083 amino acids. The transcript is spliced from 14 exons. Gene Ontology annotation, biological process: plant-type primary cell wall biogenesis; cellulose biosynthetic process. Lineage: Eukaryota; Viridiplantae; Streptophyta; Magnoliopsida; Lamiales; Lamiaceae. Gene Ontology annotation, cellular component: plasma membrane; trans-Golgi network. Gene Ontology annotation, molecular function: cellulose synthase (UDP-forming) activity. The record is from RefSeq and is a predicted model, not a curated record.
AUGUGUUAAAUGAAGUGUAACUGAAGACUGAAGAGAGAGUGAGAGAGAGUGAUGGCCGAUUGAUCGAUUCUAAGGAUCAGUGGCAAUGCCCUAUUCUUUCGGGAAAAAUAUUUCAUUGUAAUAUUUGGCGUGAAGAUUUUUAUUCAACAAAAAUAAAGCUCAUAAUUUUAAAGAAAUUCAGUCUUAUACUAUUAUUUGAAAGUAAGAUACAUGGAGGCAAAUGCAGGACUGGUGGCUGGAUCGCACAAGAGGAAUGAGCUUGUCAGAAUUCGCCAAGAUUCUGAUAGUGGGGCAAAGCCCUUGAAGAAUAAUGGCCAGAUAUGCCAAAUAUGUGGAGAUACUGUUGGAGUGACUGCGGCCGGCGACUUAUUUGUCGCCUGCAACGAAUGUGCUUUUCCAGUUUGCCGAGCUUGUUAUGAGUACGAGCGGAAAGAUGGAAACCAGUCGUGCCCCCAGUGUAAGACUAGGUACAAGAGGCACCAAGGGUGCCCGAGGGUUGAAGGUGAUGACGAAGAGGAUGAUAUCGAUGAUCUGGAGAAUGAGCUUAGUUAUACGCAAGGAAAACUCAAGGCUAGAUCUCAAUGGCACGGAGACGAUGCUGAGCUAUCUGCAUCUUCUAGACGUGAAUCCCAGCGACCGAUCCCUCUUCUUACCAACGGGCAGUCAGUAUCCGGUGAGAUUCCUCCUUCUACGCAAGACACACAUUCUGUCAGAAGUAUCUCGGGACCUUUGGGAACGGGAGACCGCAUUCACUCCCUUCCUUAUGUUGAUCCACGGCAGCCAGUUCCUGUCAGAAUCGUUGACCCUUCCAAAGACUUAAACUCUUAUGGACUUGGAAAUGUUGAUUGGAAGGAGAGGAUCGAAGGUUGGAAACUAAAACAGGAUAAGAAUAUGGGACAGACGACAAACAGAUACGCUGAAGGGAAAGGAGACAUUGAGGGCACAGGUUCAAACGCAGACGAACUUCCAAUGGCUGGUGAUAUUCGCCAACCUAUGAGCCGUGUCGUGCCCAUUUCUUCUUCUCAUAUUACUCCUUAUCGUGUUGUAAUCAUCCUUCGGCUGAUCAUCUUGGGGUUUUUCUUGCAAUACCGUUGUACUCAUCCGGUGAAAGAUGCGUAUCCUUUGUGGCUUACAUCAGUUAUCUGUGAGGUUUGGUUUGCCUUCUCCUGGCUUUUGGAUCAGUUUCCAAAGUGGUAUCCUGUUAACCGCGAGACCUUUCUUGAAAGACUAGCGUUAAGAUAUGAGAGAGAAGGCGAGCCUUCCCAGUUAGCGCCGGUUGACGUGUUUGUGAGUACAGUCGACCCCAUGAAAGAGCCUCCCCUCGUAACUGCUAACACCGUGUUGUCCAUCCUUUCUGUGGAUUACCCUGUAGACAAGGUCUCGUGUUAUGUCUCCGAUGAUGGUGCAGCAAUGCUGACUUUUGAAGCCCUCUCUGAAACCGCGGAAUUCGCCAGAAAGUGGGUGCCUUUCUGUAAGAAGCACCAUAUCGAGCCUAGGGCCCCCGAAUUCUACUUUGCACAGAAGAUAGAUUACCUCAAGGACAAGAUUCAGCCUUCUUUUGUGAAAGAGCGCAGAACAAUGAAGAGAGAAUAUGAAGAAUUUAAGGUACGAAUCAAUGCUCUCGUUGCUAAGGCUCAAAAGAUGCCUGAAGAAGGGUGGGCGAUGCAAGAUGGAACACCUUGGCCCGGUAAUAACACACGUGAUCAUCCCGGAAUGAUCCAGGUCUUUCUGGGGCACAGUGGCGGCCUUGACACUGAUGGGAACGAGCUGCCUCGACUGGUUUAUGUUUCUCGUGAGAAGCGUCCGGGAUUCCAACAUCACAAGAAAGCUGGGGCUAUGAAUGCUUUGAUUCGCGUCUCAGCUGUCCUCACGAACGGAGCAUAUCUUUUGAACGUUGAUUGCGAUCACUACUUCAACAACAGCAAAGCUGUUAAAGAAGCCAUGUGUUUCAUGAUGGACCCUGCUUACGGAAAGAAGACUUGCUAUGUGCAGUUCCCACAGCGUUUUGACGGCAUUGAUUUACACGACAGAUACGCCAACAGGAAUAUCGUCUUUUUUGAUAUCAAUUUGAAAGGACUGGAUGGCCUUCAGGGCCCUGUUUACGUUGGAACCGGUUGUUGCUUCAACAGACAGGCUCUAUAUGGGUAUGAUCCCGUGCUAACGGAAGCAGAUUUACAGCCAAAUAUUAUAGUCAAAAGUUGUUGUGGUUCUAGAAAGAAGGGGAAACGCGCCAACAAGAAGUACAUUGAUAAGAAUCGGGCGGUGAAAAGAACCGAAUCAAACACUCCUAUGUGUAACAUGGACGAUGUUGAAGAAGGCAUGGAAGGAUACGACUACGAGAAGUCACUUCUCAUGUCACAGAAGAGCUUGGAGAAGCGUUUCGGCCAAUCUCCCGUCUUCAUUGCUGCUACUUUCAUGGAAAUGGGAGGCAUCCCACCAUCAACAAAUCCUGCUACUCUUUUGAAAGAAGCAAUCCAUGUCAUUAGCUGUGGAUUUGAGGAUAAAACCGAGUGGGGCAAAGAGAUCGGGUGGAUCUACGGCUCUGUGACGGAGGAUAUCUUAACCGGGUUCAAGAUGCACGCGCGAGGCUGGAUCUCGAUAUAUUGCAUGCCUCCUCGGCCAGCGUUCAAGGGUUCUGCCCCGAUCAAUCUGUCGGAUCGACUGAACCAGGUCCUGCGGUGGGCUCUUGGAUCCAUCGAGAUUCUUCUGAGCCGGCAUUGCCCCAUAUGGUAUGGCUACAAUGGGAAGCUGCAGCUCCUUGAGAGGCUCGCGUACAUCAACACCAUCGUCUAUCCGCUCACCUCCAUCCCGUUGCUCGCCUAUUGCAUUCUUCCCGCCAUAUGUCUCCUCACCAACAAAUUCAUCAUUCCCGAGAUAAGCAAUUUCGCGAGCAUGUGGUUCAUCCUCCUCUUCAUGUCCAUCUUCGCGACCGGCAUCCUCGAGAUGAGGUGGGGCGGGGUGAGCGUCGAGGAUUGGUGGAGGAACGAGCAGUUCUGGGUGAUCGGGGGCACGUCGGCCCACCUCUUCGCCGUCUUUCAAGGACUCCUCAAGGUGCUCGCGGGCAUCGACACCAACUUCACCGUCACAUCCAAGGCGUCGGACGAGGACGGGGACUUCGCCGAGCUCUACGUGUUCAAGUGGACGUCCCUCAUCAUCCCCCCAACGACCGUCCUCCUCGUCAACAUGGUCGGCAUUGUGGCUGGCGUCUCGUACGCCGUCAACAGCGGAUACCAGUCGUGGGGCCCGCUCUUCGGGAAGCUCUUCUUCGCGAUAUGGGUCAUCGUCCACCUCUACCCAUUCCUCAAGGGCCUGAUGGGGCGGCAGAAUCGAACCCCGACAAUCGUCAUCGUCUGGUCGAUCCUGCUCGCCUCCAUCUUCUCCCUGCUUUGGGUUCGUAUCGACCCCUUCACGUCGGAGGCCACCAAGAGAGCUGCGCAAGGCCAGUGCGGCAUCAACUGCUGAGACUCGCCCUGACGCCAUCUCGUUGCCGUGUAAUGUACAUAGGAAUGAUGACAGUUGCAGACAAAGAGAGCAAGUGAGAAGAGCUGAUUGUGUUGUUGUAUUUCAUCAUUCUUUUGUCUUGUCCAAAUUUUUUCAUACACCAUGCCAUAGUGUAGCUAUUGAGAAAUUUUUUCAAAUAUUUUGCCUUGACGAUUAUAGUUGGAUUUAUUUAAUUUAUUCUUACUACAUACUCUCAUUAUUAGUACUCCAAUUCAUAAUGUAGUCUUUUUCGUAAGGGUUAAUUUAAAACAUUUAUUAAUGAGUGAUUAUUAAUUCUUUCUCA